This is a messenger RNA of Drosophila sulfurigaster albostrigata, 1182 nucleotides long. RefSeq lists its product as uncharacterized. Lineage: Eukaryota; Metazoa; Arthropoda; Insecta; Diptera; Drosophilidae. The coding region runs from base 105 to 707 and encodes 200 amino acids. Gene Ontology annotation, molecular function: protein binding. The transcript has 3 exons. The record is from RefSeq and is a predicted model, not a curated record.
UAUCGCAUAAAUCAUAAAAUCGACAAAGCUUAGGAACUCAAGCACACACCUUAACAUAAUUAAAACAAAUUUUGUCUGUGAAAGUCUUGUUUUAAUCGAUUAAAAUGAAGCUGGCAAUAUUAUUUUUGACAUUGAUCUGGCAAAUCAUGGUUACCCAAGGCAUUGAAAACUGUGGAUGCCAUUUGAUCAGCAACCAAAAUGAGCGUACAGCUGACUGCUCAAACCGCUUCGAAAUAAACUAUGACUGCCUCUCGCAUUUUAGACCAACUGAACUGAUAUUACAAAAUAAUGGUUUAACGGAGAUACCACCACAAUUGUUUCAGUAUAACUUCAAUAAUGUUCAGCAACUUGAUCUUUCUUACAAUGCGAUUAAGAAUUUGCCUGACAAUUCGAUGCACUUUCUUGAAGACUUAAAGACCUUUAACGUGAGCUGCAAUUCUUUGAAGAAUCCAUUGGAAUUGUUGGCGAUAAGAAACGACGUCGAAAUCUUUAUUGCCAACAAUGUGUUCAAGUGCAAUUGCGAAGAGCCGAAACUCUUCGAACUUAAUGAACGUAUAAAAAAGCAAAAGAAGCAAAAAACAACUUUGUAUUGCCUUCGGGAUGAUCUAAAUGAAACACAGAAGAGUAUUCCUCUGACCGCAAAAUGUAACAAUCUCGAGGAGCCCCAAAAACAUUGGAAGCAAAAGCGAUUCAAAUGGGCAUUGUAGUUAUUAUAUGCGUUAUUAUAUUAAUUUUGCAAAGAUAAUUCAAGAUGUGUGGUAUGCUUGUCAUGAAACUUAAAAAUCAAAAAUGACUGUCAAACUGAGCACCUGAUCGAGUGAUUAGUUUACGCCUGCUCAGUGCAUAUUUAAUCCUAUAAAGUAUAUACAUACAUCUAUCAUUUCUCCCAAUUACCCCAACUUUACUUUCAGCACUGACCACCAACUACAAAUGCUUAUCGCUAAAAUAAAUAUAUCGGCGUAGAAUUUGUUAUUAGUCUUGUCAAUACUUACAUGACAACGUCUUAACAAAACUAAAGUGACAAGUUGAUUGCAUUCAUUUAAGCAAGUAAUUCCUGUUAAGUUACAUAUAAUAUAUAUAAUAAUAACAAUAGUAUUCAAAAAUUUGUCGAAGUUAUUAAAUAAAUACUUGUGUAUGCCCGCUUACUAUGGGUAUGGAAUACAGUACUAUAUAUGUAAAUAU